AUGCACCCCCCGAAGGUUUCGGUGAGAAAGGUUGCUCCGGGCUCCGGUCGGGUGGCUAGUUUUCAACUACCUGUAUCUUCCUUCACAGAAAGACCCAAAUUACCAGAUAAUUAUACUCAGGACACCUGGCAAAAGCUCCAUGAAGCGGUGGGGGCGAUACAGAGUAGUAUUUCUAUUAAAUACAACCUUGAAGAGCUCUACCAGGCUGUUGAAAAUCUCUGCUCUUACAAAGUCUCUGCUACAUUGUACAAACAGCUGCGACAAGUCUGUGAAGAUCAUGUGAAAGCACAAAUCCUUCAAUUUAGAGAAGAUUCUCUGGAUAGUCUUUUAUUUUUAAAGAAGAUAAAUAAAUGCUGGCAAGAUCAUUGCAGACAAAUGAUCAUGAUCAGAAGCAUUUUCUUAUUUUUGGAUCGUACAUACGUCCUUCAGAAUUCAAUGCUUCCUUCUAUAUGGGAUAUGGGGCUAGAGUUAUUUAGAAAUCAUGUCAUCAGUGACAAGCAAGUUCAAAACAAGACUAUUGAUGGAAUCCUCCUGCUGAUCGAACAAGAACGGAACGGUGAAGCUGUGGACAGAAGUUUGCUGCGGAGCUUGUUGAGCAUGCUCUCUGAUCUGCAGGUUUACAAGGAAUCAUUUGAACAGAGGUUUCUGGAAGAGACAAAUUGCUUAUAUGCUGCAGAGGGUCAAAGAUUAAUGCAAGAAAGAGAGGUCCCAGAAUAUCUUCACCAUGUUAAUAAACGUUUGGAAGAAGAAGGAGACAGAGUAAUAACAUAUUUAGACCACAGCACACAGAAACCACUGAUUGCUUGUGUGGAGAAACAGCUCCUAGGAGAACACUUAUCAGCUAUUUUGCAAAAAGGACUUGAUAACCUGCUUGAUGAAAAUAGAAUAUCAGAUUUGACCCAGACAUACCAGCUCUUCAGCAGGGUAAAAGGUGGGCAGCAGAUCCUUUUGCAACACUGGAGUGAAUACAUAAAGAACUUUGGGACAACAAUAGUGGUUAAUCCUGAAAAGGACAAGGAUAUGGUGCAAGAGCUACUAGAUUUUAAGGAUAAAGUGGACCAUAUCAUAGAAGUGUGCUUUCAGAAAAAUGAAAAAUUUAUAAACUUGAUGAAGGAGUCCUUUGAAACAUUUAUCAACAAGAGACCAAAUAAGCCUGCAGAAUUGAUAGCAAAAUAUGUGGAUUCCAAGUUAAGAGCUGGUAAUAAAGAAGCAACAGAUGAAGAGCUGGAAAGAAUCCUUGACAAAAUCAUGAUCAUAUUUAGAUUCAUUCAUGGUAAAGAUGUGUUUGAGGCUUUUUAUAAGAAAGACUUGGCCAAAAGACUGCUGGUUGGGAAAAGUGCAUCAGUAGAUGCUGAGAAAUCCAUGUUGUCAAAGCUUAAACAUGAAUGUGGCGCUGCUUUUACCAGCAAACUGGAGGGCAUGUUCAAGGACAUGGAACUGUCAAAAGAUGUCAUGGUUCAGUUUAAGCAGUAUAUGCAGAACCAAAGUGACCCAGGAAAUAUAGACCUGACAGUAAAUAUAUUAACUAUGGGUUAUUGGCCAACUUACACACCUAUGGAAGUCCACUUAAAUUCAGAGAUGAUAAAGCUUCAAGAGGUAUUUAAAACCUUUUACCUAGGAAAACACAGUGGCCGAAAGCUUCAGUGGCAGACGACUUUAGGGCAUGCUGUCCUAAAGGCAGAAUUUAAGGAAGGAAAGAAAGAAUUUCAAGUGUCGUUCUUUCAGACAUUAGUGUUGCUUAUGUUUAAUGAAGGAGAUGAAUUCAGUUUCGAAGAAAUUAAAAUGGCCACUGGUGUAGAGGACAGUGAAUUAAGAAGAACCUUGCAGUCUUUAGCUUGUGGAAAAGCACGAGUAUUGAUUAAAAAUCCCAAGGGCAAGGAUGUAGAAGAUGGAGAUAAAUUCAUCUUUAAUGGUGAUUUCAAGCAUAAAUUGUUUAGAAUAAAGAUCAACCAAAUCCAAAUGAAAGAAACAGUCGAGGAACAGGUCAGCACAACUGAAAGAGUUUUUCAAGACAGGCAAUAUCAGAUUGAUGCUGCUAUUGUACGAAUAAUGAAGAUGAGAAAGACUCUUGGUCAUAAUCUCCUUGUUUCUGAACUGUAUAAUCAACUGAAAUUUCCUGUAAAGCCUGGAGACUUGAAAAAGAGGAUUGAAUCUCUCAUUGACAGAGACUAUAUGGAGAGAGAUAAAGACAACCCCAAUCAGUACCACUAUGUUGCAUAAUGGAGAGAAAAUGCUUUUACUUACAAACAAACAAAAAACAACCAAAAAAUAAUCCCAACAAAAAAAACCCCAAAAUAAAACCUGAAAUCAUCCACAUAUAUCUUCAGGACACCGAAUACCUAUGCUGUUCCAGACUUUCCUUUUAGCAGAUUUCAGGUUGAUGUAUAUUAUUCAACCAGCUGCAUGCACUGCUGUGGAAGAGAAGCAAAAUGAAAUGUUAAUCCAUCAUCCUUGUCAAGACUCCUUGCUAAUUUUAAACAUCAUAUUUUUUAUUUCUUUUAGUUCUUCUUUUGUUCUUUUGGGUUCUUCAAAACUUAGUUUUACAGGUUUGUUUAACACUGUCAUUGAAGUUGGAUGGAAAGGUAAAACUACCUGUCUGAGAAAUACUUCUGUGGUGGAUGCAAGUCUGGUUUCUUCAUUUAUGUGUUUCUAACUGCACCCAUAAAGACCCUAUAUGCUGCAUUCUUUAGCUACAGUGACAACUUGGGUAAUUUUUAAAAACCCUUAAUUGAUGAACAGUUACAUACAAGCAGUGUUGUUGAAAUACACUGAAUUUUUGAAAUUAUGCACCAUAAAAACCCUUAAACUUGUGUUCAAUUAAUUUUCUUUCAAAUGAUUAUAAACUUCAGUCUGGUUUGGAUAAAUCAGGUUUUGAAGUGAGAUCCUUGAAGUGCCAAGAGGACAACUAUGUUCAUGUGUGUAGUGAGUUGUUGGAUUAUUUAGCUAAGAUUUGGAUUAUUAUUUUAUUACUACUUCUGGCUGGCUUGGGUGGCAAAGAUUAGAUCUGAGUCAAAGAGGCCCUACCUCAUUUUAGGGCAACUGGUGUUUAUCACUGUUUAUGUAAUUACCGUAACAUUUAGUUUUGCCUUUAAAAUAACAUACAGGGAAUCUACUGUACAGCGUGUUCCACUUUAAAAAACAAAAACUUUUUUAAAAAAGACUUUUAUGGUCUCGAUAUUGUGAAAGCAGUUUUUUGUCUUGAAAGAUUAAGGAUUUUGUGAGUACUUUGUUACAUAUUGUAUAUAUGUAAGUUGAUUUGAAUUAAAGAAUGAAAGACACUGUAGAUCUGUUAGAUAAUUGUAACUAUAAGGAAGACACCUUUUGUGGUAAUAUUUACAAGACUCGGUUUAUUUUCCGGAUUUGCAUACUGGUGUGUUUCAUUCUGAAAAAGAGCUACCAAAGGAGUUUUGAUCAUGGGAUAAAUGAGAGUUUAACUGAGCAAUAUUUUCUGGAGAGAUACCUUACUAAGUUUAUGUCACAUGGGUUUUGUGCAUCAGUUUAAAAGGCCACAACCUCUUCUUAAAGUAAACAUUGCUACGAGUUGACAUCUUGUGGAUUUACAUAUUAAAGUCCUUGUUCUGUCAUCUGGUGUCAUUAAUUGUGUUGCAUCCUGAAUUAUUUUUGUUCUCUUUGUGUUUAGAAACUAAACACAUUUAGUUUAUUGUAUUUAAAACAUAUUUAAUAUUGUAAUUUAAUGUAGAC
This is a messenger RNA of Egretta garzetta (little egret), 3702 nucleotides long. RefSeq names its product cullin 4A (gene CUL4A). The record is from RefSeq and is a predicted model, not a curated record. The transcript has 20 exons. Gene Ontology annotation, biological process: DNA damage response; ubiquitin-dependent protein catabolic process; protein ubiquitination. Gene Ontology annotation, cellular component: Cul4A-RING E3 ubiquitin ligase complex. Lineage: Eukaryota; Metazoa; Chordata; Aves; Pelecaniformes; Ardeidae. Gene Ontology annotation, molecular function: ubiquitin protein ligase binding. Bases 1 to 2220 code for a protein of 739 amino acids.